UUCGAUUUAUAUGAAAAAUAUUUUAGGAAAUAUUGCAUUCUGAAUGGAAGUGUACCAUAGUACCCCAUAUACUACUUGUACAUAAUAUAAUAUAUAUUUUUAAUCAUAUAUAAUAAAGUAUGAAAUAAGGGUAAUUGUUCAUCUUACGGCACGCGUUUCAUUCUUUUAUACCAAACGAUUAGGAAAUGUAACGAUUACUGCGGAAAAUCUCCAAGAAAAAUGUCUGUGAUUAAAACUUAUGAUAUUUAUAUCACAUUUGGUUUGCGCGGUAUUAAGAGACAAAUAAAUAUGUGAUCAUUGAUCAUGUAAUAGUAUAAACUUUAUCCGGUACCCGAAACAUUUUUACAGAGUACACAGACUUUGAAACGGAAUAAAAAUUGGAAUAUUUAUUCCGUUCGGUAUUUAAGUAUUUUGAAAUAUAUUUUUUUUGUUUUCCACUUCUCACCGUAAGCAAUAGCCUUGAAUGGAGCUUGCGAUUCUAUAAUGUUGGCAAUGCGUCAAAAUUAACUGAAAAAAUGAUAACAUGGUAUCGACCAAUGGGACGUCGCAUUAUGGCGUUUGAUUUGCAUUUUCAUUAGAUAAUUUGUACUCUACCAUUUCUCCCGAUGAUUUUUAAAACAUAUAAAAAAAUGUACGGAAAAGUUACAAACGACAAUUUUUUCCCAUCAAAAUAUAAAUGCUAUUAAGCAUUCACUUUCAACCUAUGAGCAUUGAGCACAAGAGAGGUUGAUGAAUUGACAUCUUGACAGUUAUUAGUUAAGUGAUACUGAGAUUUAAAAUUAAAAGAAUUAGGUACCUACUCGUGUUUAAUUCCGAGCACCCUCAAAAUGGUUAAAAAUAAAAGUAGCCGAUCGGCCACUCAAAAUAGCAGUGCAACAAAUAAACGCCCUCAAGGAUCAAUUAAAAAAUAUUGUACCGAAAAAAAAAUCAGCAAGAAAAAUAAUCUUCGCAUUAAACUUAGGAAAAAUGUAAGGGACAAUGAUAUUCAAAAUGCAAUUAAUUCUACUCCAAAUAUUUUAAAUAGUAAAAAUAAUAAAAGGAAAAAAUCUUUGGAAAAUGUUGAAAAUAACCUAAUAUUAUAUGAAAUCAAACCAUUAAGUCCUACAAAACUCUCGAUAAGUGUUAAAAAGUUCUACAAUAAUAAUAAAUUCAAAGAAUAUGAAGACAAUAUACAUUUACACAACAAAAAUAAUACAGCGCAUAUAAAGGAAAUGAUGACUAUUAAUACAAAUAAAAAUGAAGAUAAUAACGAUGUCAAACAUAAAAGUAUUUUGAAAUGUGAAAAAAAAAUACAGCAGAACUAAAAAGAAGUUAAAACAUUUUAACUAUCAAAAACCUUAUGAUUUGAAUCCACAACUAAAUAAAGGUAAAAUUAU
Molecule: messenger RNA, 1376 nt
Organism: Acyrthosiphon pisum (pea aphid)
Lineage: Eukaryota; Metazoa; Arthropoda; Insecta; Hemiptera; Aphididae
Product: RUS1 family protein homolog
Exons: 6
Coding region: 828-1304 (158 amino acids)
Source: RefSeq, a predicted model, not a curated record